AUGAAGGAAAUAAUCAUAAUUAUUAUCCGAUAAUCGUAAUUAGAGGUUAAGACUAGUCUUUCUCUUGAGUCUUUGCUUCUCUUAUAAAUUCAACCCAUUUUCUUCCGUUUUCUCUCACCUUUCAACUCUGCAUUCAUCUCUCUCUGUUCUCUCUCUCUACUUUCUCUCUCCUAUUUUUUCUGUUUGAUUGUUGAAGCAAGCAACAAUGGUGAAUCCAGAUACUAUUCGAACUGCUCUUGGAAUUGUUGGAAAUGUUACUUCCUUCGCCCUGUUUCUCUCUCCUGCGAGUAUGAUCUGGAGGAUAUUCAAGAACAAAUCAGUGGAGGAAUUCAAGUUUCACCCGAUUGUUGCUGGUAUAAUGAACUGCAUCAUGUGGGUGUUCUACUCGAUGCCGUUUGUGCAUCCUCACAGCAUUCUUGUUACGACCAUCAACAGUAUUGGUCUUUUGAUGUACAUAGGCUUCAACUUGGUAUUCUUGAGAUACGCUGACGGCAAGACAAGGAAAUCAAUGGGGCUUUACUAUCUCGCCGAAUUGGUGUUUCUGGCUGCCUUAGCCUGUGUCACCCUCCUAGUAUUCCACAACGUUACUGCAAGGUCUAACUUUGUUGGGAUCUUUUGUGACAUCUUUAGCAUCAUACUCUAUGGUUCACCUCUCACUGUUAUGUACAAGGUCAUCAAAACAAAGAGUGUAGAAUACAUGCCACUAUCACUUUCCCUUGCUGGUUUAGCUAAUGGAGUCGUAUGGAGUGCAUAUGCCUUGAUCAGAUUUGAUAUCUACAUUCUGCUUGGCAAUGGCAUUGGAGCCAUACUCGCCAUAAUGCAGGUGAUCUUGUAUGCUUGCUACUAUAGCACUACACCAAAGAAAGAGAAGGAUGCACCAAAGAAAGGUCAAGUGCAGAUGACUGGUGCUGAAGUCUAAAGAUGAUACUCCAAUUACUCAAUUAGGCUAGCUCAGCUCACUGGUCACUGCGAUCUGUUAUGUUUAGCUAGCUUGUUAUAUUUUUUUUAGCUUGUAGGUAAUGAUUUUGGUUAGAUUAAUAGCGGGAUAGUAUUUUCUGAGUUGUGAAUUCUCUAAGGAUAUCUUUAUGGCAAUUUAAUUUUUUUUUUUUU
Messenger RNA from Spinacia oleracea (spinach), 1110 nucleotides. Its product is annotated as bidirectional sugar transporter SWEET7b-like. Bases 206 to 919 code for a protein of 237 amino acids. NCBI's taxonomy places the organism in Eukaryota, Viridiplantae, Streptophyta, Magnoliopsida, Caryophyllales, Amaranthaceae. The transcript is spliced from 6 exons. Gene Ontology annotation, molecular function: sugar transmembrane transporter activity. Gene Ontology annotation, biological process: carbohydrate transport. Gene Ontology annotation, cellular component: membrane. The record is from RefSeq and is a predicted model, not a curated record.